CACUAUUCAAUCCAUUUACACAAAUUUUCCUACUAAACCAACCAUGGAAGCGACAUCGUUUCUUCCUUCUUCCUUCACCCUCUCUUCCCUUUCUUCACCUCUUUUGCCUCAACAUCUCCACCACAAGGGCCUCUUCUCAGUUCCCGUAAAUCCGCAGACAUGUCGGACAGCUGUUGUCCACAAGAAGUUCAGCUUCUGCACAAAAGCAACUCUUGGAGGAAAUGUGCAGGUGACUGGAGUUCCGACUUCUGUUCCGGUGAGAGUAGCACACGAGCUUUAUCAAGCUGGGCAUCGAUAUUUAGAUGUUAGGACUUCUGAAGAGUUCAGUGCAGGGCAUGUUCCUGGGGCCAUCAACAUUCCUUACAUGUACAAACUUGGAUCAGGUUGGCUCCAAAUUCAUCUUCUUUUUGAGAUAAUUUGUGUCUCAAGUUAUCUUCUUUUUUAAACAAAUGAAGACAAC
Messenger RNA from Hibiscus syriacus, 460 nucleotides. RefSeq lists its product as uncharacterized. The record is from RefSeq and is a predicted model, not a curated record. Bases 44 to 445 code for a protein of 133 amino acids. NCBI's taxonomy places the organism in Eukaryota, Viridiplantae, Streptophyta, Magnoliopsida, Malvales, Malvaceae. The transcript is spliced from 3 exons. Gene Ontology annotation, molecular function: thiosulfate-cyanide sulfurtransferase activity.